GCCUGCCCGCCCGCCCUCCCGUGCUGCCCCGCGCGCCGGCGCUGCUGCAACCGUUGGGACCAUGGCGGCCGGCGGUGAGGUGUUGGCGUUGCCUGCGGAAUGGCGGCUCUACCUCGUCCCGGCCCGCGCCGCCACCUUCCGUAACUGGCCUUUCACCGAGGGCUGCGCCUGCACGCCGGAGAGGAUGGCGUCGGCGGGGUUCGUGCACUGCCCCAGCGAGAACUGCCCGGACGUGGCCCAGUGCUUCUUCUGCUUCAAGGAGCUGGAAGGCUGGGAGCCCGACGACGACCCCUUGGAGGAACACAGAAAACACUCUGCUGGCUGUGCUUUUCUCUCCCUCCAGAAGGAUCCGGCUAACCUGACGUUGCAGGAGUUCCUGAAGCUGGACAAAGAACGAACGAAAAAUGCAAUUAAAAAACAAAUUUCUCAGAAGGUGGCUGAGGUUGAAGAUGCAGCCAAGUGCAUGCGUCGUGAAAUAGAGAAUCUUGCCUCCUAGGCAAUUGUAGCCUCUCACUUGCCUGUGGUAUCUGUCUUGUAUAUAUGCCCUGACAUUGCCCCUUUGACUCAGUCAUUGUCUUUCCUGAGAACACUUCCAUGCUGGCCAUAUCUGUCAGGAGCAGAACAGCUCUGAAUUCUCCUUCAGUCACCUGAUUCUGUCAAGGAAGUAUGUUGUGUUUGAUGCUCUGCAUGAAUAAUCUUUUUCAGCAGGGAUUCUUCUCUUCUUCCUGUUGGUUUAAUUAAGGGUUACUACUUGUUUUUGUUGUUGUUCUUACUUUUCUUACACCUAGCUGUUACUAUUUGGGGGAUGCUUGUAGCCCCAGUGUAAAAACUGUUUCCUGCAAAGGUUGAUAGUCACUUCCAUUCUUCUGUUGAAUAUAUCAGUGCUUACUGAUACCUUUGGAAAUAAACAGGGGAAGGGGGGGGGGGGGUUUCAAGACUCCUUCAGGGAUUUAGGAACAUGGCUAAUAACUUUUAAAAGUUCAUACCAAAUCUUAGUUUGCCUGUUAUAUGUAUACUUCUGUCUGUAGUUGUCUGCUGCCUCAUGUUGAUGUGUUUAUAAAUAAAAGUGGAAGCCAAAACAGUGA
Dromaius novaehollandiae (emu) is the source of this 1085-nucleotide messenger RNA. It is a transcript of the gene BIRC5, whose product is annotated as baculoviral IAP repeat containing 5. The transcript has 4 exons. Lineage: Eukaryota; Metazoa; Chordata; Aves; Casuariiformes; Dromaiidae. The coding region runs from base 62 to 496 and encodes 144 amino acids. The record is from RefSeq and is a predicted model, not a curated record.